AUGACGCAAGGAAAUUUGCCACUCGGAGAGUAUGAAAGAAAAUUUGAACGACUUUCUAGGUAUGCACCGUAUAUGGUAAACACUGAGCUGACAAAGGCUAAGAGGUUUGAAAUGGGGUUAAGGUCAGAGAUUAAGGAAAGCAUGGCAGCCCAGCAGUAUACUACUUAUGCAAAGGUUGUACGUCGAGCACAGGCAAUCUCUAAUAGUUUAGGACUGGAAAAGAAAACCCAGCCUAGCACCGAGUCUUUUAUAAAGAGAAAGUGGCAAGGUCAUGAUAAGGAGAAAGGCAGGAAUCAGAAUAAGAAAGGAAAGAUUGGGUUAGACUCAAAUAAAACUUUUCCUCAAUGCUCCAAUUGCAACAAGCGCCACUUGGGUGAAUGUCUUCAACGAAAUGGAGCAUGCUACAGUUGUGGUAAGAGUGGUCAUUUCCUUAGAGACUGUCCAGAGAAGAAGAGAGAAAGUGAUCAGCUUAAGAAGGGAAAGGCCAGAGUAUUUGCUUUGACAGGAGAAAAGGAGGAUCAGAACGCAGACGUAAUAACAGGUAUGUUACCAGUAUCUAACGUACCUGCUAUUGUCCUUAUGGAUUUUGGAUCCACCCAUUCAUUUAUUUCUACAAUUUUCAUGGAUAAGAUUGGGAAUGAAUUCAUAAAAAUGAAUAACAUUUUAGAAGUUAGUACACCAUCAGGCGAAGUGAUUAAUACCAAUCAAAUGGUUAAAGAUGUUAAGUUAGAGAUCGAAGGAAAAGUAUUAAAAGCUUAUUUGUACCUUUUGAGAAUGAAAGACUUUGAUGUAAUUUUGGGUAUGGACUGGUUGGGUAGAAAUUAUGCAACCAUCUUAUGCCAUAAGAAGGAAGUUUUAUUUCAAAAACCUGGAGAAGAAGAAUGUCGAUUCUUUGGAACAAGAAUUGGGACUCUACCCCGAUUGGUGUCUUGA
Molecule: messenger RNA, 933 nt
Organism: Olea europaea var. sylvestris
Lineage: Eukaryota; Viridiplantae; Streptophyta; Magnoliopsida; Lamiales; Oleaceae
Exons: 1
Coding region: 1-933 (310 amino acids)
Molecular function (GO): nucleic acid binding; zinc ion binding
Source: RefSeq, a predicted model, not a curated record